AAUAAACAUUCAUAAUAAAUGGAUAUUCAUCGUCUUUUUUUAAUUUCUUAUUUUAAGAACACUGGUUUCUUUUUUCUUUUUUCUUUUUUCUUUUUCUUCUUCUAGUAAUUGCGUUAUAUUACUUGAGCCAUUUUACUUUCAUUCUAAUCAAAAGUGGUUAUAUUAUUAAAAGUGAAACACUAGACUGGUCCCUUGUUGCCAAUCAAGUGUAUCGCCAUCUUGCUAUUGCUCUCUCCCCAACGGUCACUUCCAACUCCAAACCACUUUUUCUUAAGAUUCUGAUGAUUACCCGCCAACUGAAUUUCAAAAUAAUCAAUAAACUGAUGUAUCAACGCUCUACUAGGCUUAAAAGCUUUCAUUCUUUCCGAAAUGAGCACCACCCGCUUGAUCAAAGUACUGAACCAGAUACUGCAUCCGUUAUCCCCUGUAUGCUUUAUUAUUUGCACAGGAAUCUUCCGCAUCAAGCUCUUCAAAUCUUUAAGAACCGGCUUCAAAUGGAUUUGUAUGGAAGUGUUGACGAAGUUAUGGUGGCUCUUGCUCUCAAGGCAUGUCGAAGUCAGCUGAACAUCGGCUGCGAAGUCCAUAGGUAUGCUAUUUCUUCGGGGUUUAUCUCGUAUACUGUGGUUGCUAAUUCUUUGAUGAAUGUGUACUCUAAAAAUGGGCAUUUGGAAAGUGCUUUACGUGUUUUUGAGAGUUUGCAUUGUCCUGAUGUCGUUUCUUGGAAUACUAUCCUCUCGGGAUUUCAGAAGAGCGAUGAUGUUUUGAACUUCGCCCUUCAAAUGAACAUAAAUGGGGUCAGGUUUGAUCCCGUGACAUUUACUACAAUUCUUGCAUAUUGUUCCGAUCAUGAAGAUUUUCUUUUUGGAAUUCAGUUGCAUUGUCUUAUUUUGAAAUUUGGUUUGGAUUGUGAAGUUUUCGUUGGAAACGCACUUAUAUCCAUGUAUUCGAGAUGGGAUCAUCUAUUGGAAGCUCGGAAAUUGUUUGAUGAAAUGCCAAAAAAGGAUUUGGUUACGUGGAAUGCAAUGAUAUCUGGGUAUACUCAGAAGGGCGACCAUGGCUUAGAAGCUAUUUUGUUAUUUAUUGAAAUGGUGAGAGGAAGGAUGGAGCUUGAUCAUAUCUCAUUAACAAGUGCAGUUUCAGCUUGUGGUCAUGAAAGAAAUUUAGAGCUUGGGAAAAUGAUACAUGGCUUGACCAUGAAAUUAGGAUGUGAAACAGAUGUUUCAGUUUGUAAUGUCUUGAUCUCAACAUAUUCCAAGUGCGAUGUUAUUGAAGAUGCAAAAUUAGUCUUUCAGGUUAUGAAAGAUCGAAAUGUAGUGUCCUGGACAUCGAUGAUUUCUUUGAAUGAAGAUGAUGCCUGGUCUCUCUUCAAUGAUAUGAGACUAGUCGGAGUAUAUCCAAAUGAUGUUACAUUUGUUGGACUUAUCUAUGCCAUAUCAGUUAGAAAGUUGGCAAAAGAAGGCAGAACAAUCCAUGGAUUUUGCAUUAAGACUGGAUUUUUGGCGGAGCAAAAUGUUUGCAAUAGCCUCAUUACCAUGUAUGCUAAGUUUGAGUCAAUGGAAGACUGUUUGAAAUUCUUUGAGGAGCUUAGCCGUAGAGAUAUUACAUCAUGGAAUUCACUGAUUUCAGGGUGUGCUCAAAAUGGGUUAUACCAGAAAGCUUUGCAGAUGUUCUUAGUAGCAGUUACAAAGUCCAAACCAAACAGUUAUACCUUUGGUAGUGCCUUGAGUGCCAUUGCUGAUGCAGAGGAUAUAUCUUUAAAAUAUGGCCAAAGAUGUCAUUCAUACUUAAUAAAACUUGGAUUAAACACCGAUCCAAUUAUCUCAGCUGCUCUUCUGGACAUGUAUGCAAAGCGUGGGAGCAUCCACGAGUCUCAGAGAGUUUUCGAUGAUACACCCAAGAGAAGUCAAUUUGCUUGGACAGCAAUAAUCUCUGCCUAUGCUGGUCAUGGAGACUACGAAUCAAUGAUAAUGUUGUUCAAUGAAAUGGAGAAAGAAGGGGAAAGACCCGACUCAGUUACUUUUCUUUCUGUCCUCACAGCAUGCAGUAGAAAGGGAAUGGUUGAGAUGGGCCGACAAAUAUUCGAUUCUAUGGCACAAAGAUAUCAUAUUGAACCAUCCCCUGCGCAUUAUUCUUGCAUGGUGGAUGUGCUUGGAAGGGCAGGAAAACUAGAGGAGGCAAGGGAAAUGGUCAGAAGGAUUCCAGGACAACCGGGUUUGUCGGCAUUGCAAAGCUUAUUUGGAGCUUGUCAGAUUUACGGGAAUGUAGAAAUGGCUGAGAAGAUAGCUGAGGAUUUGUUGGCAUUGGAGCCAAUGGAGUCAGGUCCUUAUGUGAUGAUAUCCAAUUUGUACGCUGAGAAAGGGGAGUGGGAAAAGGUUUCAAUGAUUAGGAGAAUAAUGAAGAACAAGGGAGUGAAGAAAGAAGUAGCUUUUAGUUGGGUGGAUGUUGGAGGCUCUUCAUGUCUUCAUGGAUUUUCAUCUGGGGACAAGUCCCAUCCACAGUCUGAAGAGAUUCGUUUGAUAGCAAAAUGUCUAGGAUCUGAAAUGAAACGUAUGAGUGAGAGAGAGGAAGAGCAUUUGCUCAUGAUAGAUAACUUAAGUAACAAUGUGUGCCUACAAAGCGCUCAAAGUGCGUAGGUAGACUUGUAAAUGCAGAACUUUUUUUUUUUAAACAAAUUUGAAAACUGUAGA
This is a messenger RNA of Humulus lupulus (European hop), 2687 nucleotides long. Its product is annotated as pentatricopeptide repeat-containing protein At4g32430, mitochondrial. Gene Ontology annotation, molecular function: RNA binding; protein binding. The transcript has a single exon. The coding region runs from base 282 to 2633 and encodes 783 amino acids. Gene Ontology annotation, biological process: RNA modification. NCBI's taxonomy places the organism in Eukaryota, Viridiplantae, Streptophyta, Magnoliopsida, Rosales, Cannabaceae. The record is from RefSeq and is a predicted model, not a curated record.